AUGACGCUGAUGACAAGUACUAUGUCAGAGCAGGUGCCAGCAACUUUAAUAAUGCUGGGAUUAUUCUCUAGUAUCGGCUGCAUUGGCAACACAGUUGUGAUGGUAAUAUAUUCCACUAAGAAAGAUCGUCUGACCUCUACAGUGUUCAUUCUUGCUUUGGCAAUGGUGGAUUCGUUUGCCUGUGUAUGUCUGAUUCCCCUAACAAUGUAUAUUGAAUCGGUGGAAUGGCGAAUAAGGUCGGAAUUCCUCUGCAAGUUUUACUACGUGAUUAACAACUCUUUCAUACCAUUCUCAUCCCUCCUAAUAUCUUGCAUAGCUUUCGAUCGCUAUUUUGCAAUAUGUCACCCUUUCUCUAAAAUUAUCACUGUCAAUAGAGCCAAACAAAUUAUUGUCGCAAUGCUCUUGCUGACUCUAUUACUUGGUGGUGUCUCUUCCUUGGCCAUCGUGCUGGAACAAGAUAACCACCUUAAUUCCACACACCCAGAAUAUGAAUGCACGGAGACACGAAUGCUGAAUAACACUACCAAAGCGCAGAUGGUUAUCUUUUACAUUGUUCAGGGCAGCCAAUUUUCGUCAUUCGCACUCUGCAUUCUAUCGGUUGUUAUCCUCUACAUUCUAAUCUUCCGAUCGGUUAUAAUUAUGAGACGGAAACGCACAAAUCUGAUUGGAACUAAAUUGCACAAAAUGCCGUUAAGCAUUGAAAGAACAGAGUCAAACAAUGUCAGCGUAAAGGAGACAGACGCGAAUCCCACUCUUGAACAAUGCGCCGUCAAUACGAGUGAAAUGUUAAACACUGGUGACUUAGAAAAUGAAACCAAGGAAAUGGCAGAGAAGAAUGAGCAGAACCUAGUCUCUGAAAUAUGGAAAAACAGGUUGAAUUUGGCAGAAAAUCCGUUAAACUCUUUUCGCCAGGCAGAUGUACCCUCAAUCGUACCUUUGAAUGACACUCCUCCGAUGAAUAACAAGGUGGAUAAGUUCAAAUGGUUUGGACUGAAAAAAUCCAAAGUUGCUCGUGACCUUAGUCGACGUAUUUCUGUCCGAGGUUUCAAGGCCAAUUCGGUGCUGCAGAAUAUGAAGACAGCUGGAAUGCUAUUUGUAGUGGCUAUUGUUUAUAUUAUUGCCCUUAUUCCUGCUUUGCUAAUGGCUGCUAAUGUGAUCCAUAUAUACUUGCCUGUAUUUUACAUGUACUACGUGAAUAACGCAAUCAAUCCCAUUAUCUACUGCUUCAUGAACCCUGCCUUCCGAGAAGAUGUACAAAACUUUUUCAUUUCCCGAUUUCGCAAUUGGCGUAAGGCCCAUUGA
This is a messenger RNA of Rodentolepis nana, 1302 nucleotides long. NCBI's taxonomy places the organism in Eukaryota, Metazoa, Platyhelminthes, Cestoda, Cyclophyllidea, Hymenolepididae. The record is from the annotation of a GenBank genome assembly.